Molecule: messenger RNA, 2342 nt
Organism: Brachypodium distachyon (stiff brome)
Lineage: Eukaryota; Viridiplantae; Streptophyta; Magnoliopsida; Poales; Poaceae
Product: 4-coumarate--CoA ligase-like 9
Exons: 2
Coding region: 279-2177 (632 amino acids)
Biological process (GO): fatty-acyl-CoA biosynthetic process
Molecular function (GO): long-chain fatty acid-CoA ligase activity
Source: RefSeq, a predicted model, not a curated record
CUCCCUCUCUCCCUCUAACGCACACCUCCACAUGCGUGGCUGCAAGAAUCAGAUUGUAGUCUUGUAUACAAUCUGUGUUCUGAUUUUCCAUGUCGGAAUUGUUCCGUUCAUUUCCACCCCCACUAUAGGAGAGUAGGAAGCCAGCCAAACAGAGUAUGUAACUCAGACAAAGAGUGUUGACAACUGAAUCCCAGCAUAUACAUUCAGCAUCACGUUGUUAAUGAAGUAGCUUAUGCACAUAAACACACACACUCUUUGUCCGGCAACGGCAAAAGGCCAUGACCCAACCGAACCUUACCUACACCCCACUUGUCUUGGCAACACACAAGAACUGUGUCACCAUUACCAGCAUGUCAUCCUCGUCUUGGUCUCGUCACUCCUCGGCGAAGCCCCUGCUGGUCUCUACAAAUGCAAGCAGAGCCGCAGCCUUCCCGCUCACCACCACUAACACCGUCCUGCUGGAAGCCUCCAACAACAACCAGCAGCAGCAGAUCAUCAGCAUGGGUGACGCGGCCAUCGCCGUGAUGGAUCCAGAAGAGGACUCGGAAGUAGAGGAGCACAUCUUCCGGAGCCGGUUCCCGCCGGUGUCCGUUCCGGACGGCGUCACGGUUCCCGACUUCGUGAUGUCCGGCGCCGAGGCGUACGCCGACAAAGUGGCCCUGGUUGAAGCCGCCCCCGGCGGGCGCUCCUACACCUACGGCGAGAUGUCCCGCGACAUCGCGCGCUUCGCCAGGGCGCUGCGGUCUGUGGGCAUCCGCAAGGGCCACGUCAUCGUGGUCGUGCUGCCGAACCUGGCCGUGUACCCCGUGGUGUCCCUGGGCGUGAUGGCCGCCGGGGCCGUGUUCUCCGGCGUGAACCCGCGCGCUCUGGCCGCCGAGAUCCGGAAGCAGGUGGAGGACUCGGAGGCCAAGCUGGUGGUCGCCAACGAGGUGGCCUACGACAAAGUCAAAGACGUGGGCGUGCCAGUCAUCGGCAUUACGAGCAACAACAACAUGCCCGGCGCGAUCAGCUGGGACGAGCUCCUGGCCGCGGCGGACCGCACGGGCGCGCCGGUGGUACCGCUGGACCCGGUUCUGCAGUCCGACCUGUGCGCGCUGCCUUACUCCUCCGGCACCACGGGUGUCUCCAAGGGCGUGAUGCUGAGCCACGGCAACCUGGUCUCCAACCUCUGCUCCUCCAUGUUCGCCGUCGGGCCCGAGCUGCGUGGCCAGGUGGUAACCCUGGGCCUCAUGCCAUUCUUCCACAUCUACGGCAUCACCGGCAUCUGCUGCGCCACGCUGCGGCACAAGGGCACCGUGGUCGUCAUGGACCGCUUCGACCUGCGCACUUUCCUCGGCGCUCUGGUCACGCAUCGGGUCAUGUUCGCGCCCGUGGUUCCCCCCGUAAUGCUGGCCAUGGUCAAGAACCCCAUCGCCGAAGAGUUCGAUCUCUCAGGGCUGGCUCUCAAGUCAGUCAUGACAGCCGCGGCUCCGCUAGCGCCGGAUCUCCUGGAGGCGUUCCAGAAGAAGUUCCCUGGGGUUCAGGUGGAAGAAGCCUACGGGCUCACGGAGCACAGCUGCGUCACGCUCACGCACGCCGGGGAUGACCCGGAGAAGGGCCACAUCGCCAAGAAGAACUCGGUCGGGUUCAUCCUGCCCAACCUGGAGGUGAAGUUCGUGGAUCCUGACACUGGCCGCUCGUUGCCCAAGAACACGCCGGGGGAGCUCUGCGUCCGGAGCCAGUGCGUCAUGCAGGGGUACUACAAGAAGAAGGCGGAGACGGAGCGCACCAUCGACUCCAAAGGCUGGCUGCACACCGGAGACGUCGGCUACAUCGACGACGACGGCGAUGUCUUCAUCGUCGACAGGAUCAAGGAACUCAUCAAGUACAAGGGCUUCCAGGUCGCUCCGGCGGAGCUCGAGGCCAUUCUCCUGUCCCAUCCUUCCGUCGAAGAUGCAGCCGUCUUCGGACUGCCGGACGAGGAGGCAGGAGAGGUCCCGGUGUCUUGCGUGGUGCGGCGGAGCGGCGCGGCGGAGAGCGAGGCGGACAUCAUGGGGUACGUGGCGUCGCGCGUGGCGUCGUACAAGAGGCUCCGGAUGCUGCACCUUGUCGACGCCAUUCCCAAAUCGGUCUCCGGCAAGAUCCUGCGGAGGCAACUCAGGGACGAGUUCAUCAAGAUGAUCAAACUGGCGGCUUAAUAAUUAAUGAUUGUGAUUGGAAUCGCCACUGCUUACAUCCUAGCCUGCAUUUAGAAGAACAAGAAGGCAUGAUGUUACUUUCAAUUUUUCAUAUGAACAUGGUUGGAAAACGUAUAGUAUUUCAUUGUUGCAAACUUUUCGAGCAUCAACGAAACGAAUUUAUUU